AUGACCUAUGCAGAGUUAUUACCGCAUCUGGUUAGCAAUUCUAUGGUUGCACUAUGUCCCGGGAAAACUAUAGAACCACCCUACCUAAAAGGAUAUGACUCGAAUGCUGUGUGUGAUUACCACUCUGGGGCUGUAGGACACUCUACUGAAAACUGCUUAGCUUUAAAAUUUAAGGUGCACGAUUUGCUUAAGGCUGGAUGGUUGAAUUUUAAAGAAAACGAGCCUAGCGUGAAGAAUAAUCCUCUACCAGUCCAUGGUGGGCCAAUAGUGAAUGCAACCGAAGAAAAUCACCAGGUAAUAAGGGAGGUCGAGAAAAUUAAGGCCCCGAUGGGACUGAUUUUCUCUGAGUUAUGUAAAUUUGGGUUAAUCCAAGGAAAUGCCGAUGUGAAAGCAAGAUGCAAUUUCCACCUCAAUGAAGAUCAUUCCAUAGAAGAAUGCAACGAGUUCAAAAAAGAACUUCAAAAAUUGAUAAACAUAGGCACCAUUCAAAUAGGUCGUUGGGAAAAGGAUGACGGUAUGAUUGCAACCCAAUCAGAAGAAAAACUUGGCAUAACCAUCCCAAAGCCAUUGGUCAUUCAUUUCACUAAGGAGGAAAGUAUGAAUGCCCCCGGUGAUUUGAGGACCUUAAUAGUUCAGAUACCAAGCCCUUUUUCAUAUAAAGACAACAAAGCCGUACCUUGGAACUAUAAUGUAGAGGUACAUCUAGCUAAACAGAAGGACAAAGAUGUUUCUAGCUCUAAAACCACCGCUGUCACAAACGUUUCAGGAAUAGGAAUGACUAGAAAUGAUCGGAUAUGCUCCCCAGGAAAAUCACAAAGAGAAAUGAGAGUGGUGUUUGAGAAGGCAUACACAGAUAAAGAAGAAAAGAAAGUCGAAAAUGAGAAAGUGGAAAAUGAGGUUUCUAAUGAAGAAGCUCAGGAAUUUCUCAAAAUCAUCAAACAGAGUGAAUACAAAAUAGUCGACCAACUCAACCAUACUCCUACAAGGAUUUCAUUGUUAUCCCUAUUGAUGAAUUCUGAGUCCCACCGGAAGCUAUUGAUGAAAAUACUAAAUGAGGCUCAUGUAACUCACGACAUCACCGUGGACAAAUUUGGAGGCAUCAUAAAUAACAUCACAGCCAACAAUCACCUAACUUUCACAGAUGAUGAGUUGCCGACCGAAGGGAGAGGGCAUAAUAAAGCACUACACAUAUCAGUAAUGUGCCUCGACCAUAUAAUGUCAAGAGUCCUCAUUGACAAUGGCUCCUCACUGAAUGUCAUAUCCAAAUCAACAUUAGCAAAACUACCUUGUGAUGGUACAUAUAUGAGACCAAGUCCCAUGGUUGUUAGAGCUUUCGACGGGAGUCGCAGAGAAGUAAUGGGGGAAAUCGAUCUCCCAAUUCAAAUAGGCCCGGUCACAUUCGAAAUCACGUUUCACGUGAUGGAUAUUGUACCCGCUUAUAGUUGCUUAUUGGGGAGGCCAUGGAUCCAUUCUGCCGGCGUAGUGCCAUCAACCUUACACCAAAAGCUGAAGUAUAUGAAAUGA
Molecule: messenger RNA, 1524 nt
Organism: Cicer arietinum (chickpea)
Lineage: Eukaryota; Viridiplantae; Streptophyta; Magnoliopsida; Fabales; Fabaceae
Source: RefSeq, a predicted model, not a curated record